CAGGGGCGGUGCGCGCGCAGCCGCAGACGGCGGCCCGAUGGAGCCCGAGCUCGAGCCGGCGGCCGUGGAGGUUCCCGCCGGGCGCGUGCUCUGUGCCCGGGAGCUCCUCGCUGCCCGCUCGCGGUCCCAGAAGCUGCCUCAGCGCUCGCAUGGCCCCAAGGACUUCCUGCCCGACGGCUCGGCGGCCCAGGCCGAGCGGCUGCGUCUGUGCCGCGAGGAGCUCUGGCAGCUGCUGGCAGAGGAGCGCGUGGAGCGCCUGGGCAGUUUGGUGGCUGCCGAGUGGAGGCCGGAAGAGGGCUUCGUGGAAUUGAAGUCUCCUGCGGGUAAAUUCUGGCAGACCAUGGGCUUCUCAGAGCAGGGCCGGCAGCGGCUUCACCCCGAAGAGGCCUUAUAUCUGCUGGAGUGUGGCUCCAUCCAGCUUUUCCACCAAGAUCUGCCACUGUCUAUUCAGGAGGCUUACCAGCUACUGCUGACUGAGGACACUGUGACUUUUCUGCAGUACCAGCCACCUGAAGAGACUGGGCUACGUGGUUCGACGAUUCCAACCAAGCUCUCCAGGAGCCCUGGUUCCAUCCCUCACAAAUUCCACUGGGAACUCCAGGCUGAGGAAGUGGAUCUGUUGCCCACCCGAUUCUCACCCCACAGCUCCAUCCUGUCCCCUUACGAGAGACAGCUGAACUUGGACGGCAGUGCCCGGUGUUUAGAGGAUCAGAAUGGCAAGAGGAAGAGGAGGAGCUCCAGCUCUCGGUGCAUUAAUAAGAAGGCCAAGGCCCUGGAGAAUCCCCCGCAGGGGGUGAACGAGACACCAGAGAGCCUGACAAUCUCCAGCCCACCUCCUUGCAACCAGAACAACCAAUGCGGAGAGGAGAAACCUCAGGAGUCAAACCCUGUAAAGGGCCCAAUGGGCCCAUCUGAGCUUCUGGGAUCCCUGCAGCCCUGGCCUGAUCUGGCUCAUGAGGGGGUGGGGUGCAGCCAGGAGAGUGGCAAAGUAGAGAACGGGGUCAAGGGGGUUCGUAAGCCACGCUGGAACUUUGAACAGAUCUCCUUCCCCAACAUGGCUUCAGAUAGCCGCCACACCCUUCUGCUUGCCCCAGCCCCAGAACUGCUCCCCGUCAAUGUCACUGGGCGGGAGACAGAUGCCGAAUCCUGGUGUCAGAAGCUGAACCAGAGGAAGGAGAAGCUCUCCAGGAGGGAACGGGAGCAACAUGCAGAGGCCCAGCACUUCCGGGAGGAUGUGAACUCAGAUCCCGAGGUGCGCUGCUGCUCCAGCUGGCAGGAAUACAAGCAGCUGCUGCGAACACGGCACCUGCAGAAGAGCCGGAGCCGCCCCCCACAUCUGUGGGACCAGCCUGUCAGACCCUUGCUGAGUCCUGGCCAGGCAGACUCCCCAGCCACAGCCCUGCAGCAUCUCUCUGUGCUGCGGACGACACACCUUGCUGAUGGAGGUGCCCGGCUGCUGGAGAAGUCUGGGGGCUUGGAGAUCAGCUUUGACAUCUACCAGGCUGAUGCCGUGGCCACAUUCCGAAAGAAUAACCCUGGCAGGCCCUACGCCCGGAUGUGCAUUAGUGGAUUUGAUGAGCCAGUUCCAGACCUCUGUACCCUCAAGCGGUUAUCCUACCAGAGUGGGGAUGUUCCUCUGAUCUUUGCCCUGGUGGAUCAUGGAGACAUCUCCUUCUACAGCUUCAGGGACUUCACGCUGCCCAGGGAUCUGGAACACUAGUCACGCUGCUCUGGCAGGGCAUGGGACCUGCUCUGGGGGACCUGGACUGUCUACUCUCAGGGACCAUCUCCACUGCCUCUUAUACUCAGACCCUGACCUGUAGUUUCAGGGGCUGGUCUGGGC
This is a messenger RNA of Mustela erminea (ermine), 1843 nucleotides long. It is a transcript of the gene TSEN54, whose product is annotated as tRNA splicing endonuclease subunit 54. Gene Ontology annotation, biological process: tRNA-type intron splice site recognition and cleavage. The coding region runs from base 38 to 1720 and encodes 560 amino acids. NCBI's taxonomy places the organism in Eukaryota, Metazoa, Chordata, Mammalia, Carnivora, Mustelidae. Gene Ontology annotation, cellular component: tRNA-intron endonuclease complex. The record is from RefSeq and is a predicted model, not a curated record. The transcript is spliced from 12 exons.